This is a messenger RNA of Linum trigynum, 4583 nucleotides long. The record is from the annotation of a GenBank genome assembly. NCBI's taxonomy places the organism in Eukaryota, Viridiplantae, Streptophyta, Magnoliopsida, Malpighiales, Linaceae.
GGUGUGAAGUUUUAUGGUCGAACAGCCGGUACAUACGAUCUUUCAAUUCAAAAACUUUAAAUAAGAAAAUUACUGAAAUAUUGACAUUAUCGAAUACCCCUUAUUCUCAUAAAUUACAAUAAUUGUAUUAAGAAAAAAAUCAUUCAAAUAAUAAUAUUGAUUUAGGAUUUUGAAUUGAAAUGAAAAAUAUCUGUUAAAUAUAAUUUUCCCCCUAAAAUAAUUCAAAACUCAACAGAAUAGGGCCAACAAUACUCACUAUGCAAAGCAGAAGAGCAAUUAUUUCACACUACCUCAUUUUCCCCCUCUUUUAAAUGUGCAAUCUCACUCUCUCUUUGCCUUCCUCUUUCUUUUUCCGUUUUGUUCUUCCAUCUCUGUCUGAGCUUCAUAUCUCACCACUCUCCCCCUUUCCCUUCCUCUUUCUUCCCACCGUCUUGGAAUCCAGAGAAACCUAGAAACAUUCUAAUUAAUUCUCCAAUUUUGUGUUCGGAAUGCUUCUUCUCCAUUCACAAUCGAGAGUGUGGGUCAAAGCACCUGAGACCUGGCGAAUAGAUGACCGCUUAUUCUUCAACGGAGCAAAGUAGUUUGAUAGCAUGUGAAUAAACUAAUUACUAAAAGUGAUAAAAACAAAGCUCGUUGGCCGGAAUGUUUCAAAUAUAAACCAAGCCAUUAGCCUUAAAUAAAUCCACUAUUGCCAUGCACCAUGAUGCCCCUAGAGUGAACAUGAAAAAACCAAAGUAAUGCUUACUUGGCUCCAAUUGUCGAUGGUAAAAAUGGAAGCCACCAAGAGCUUUAUAAGAAAAACCCAAACUGGAUUGCCCUUAGACCAACAACCACAGUGACACCAAAGGCAAUGAAUCCCUGGCUGAGAAAACAAAAACCAGAAAUAUCUAAAUCAUGUCAAUGGAAUGCGUCGGCGAGUUUUUUCUGAUAAAUAGUUUUGUUAAUUAGAAUGACAGAAAAAAUACAAAGCAUACAAUCUGCUGUAAAAAUCUCAUAUACAAAUAAAAUAAACAUGCAAGCAAUAUAUGUCUGGAAUAACCAAUUAAACCAAUCACAUUUUGUUCAAAACUCGCUAUUUUAUUUUCUGUCUAUACGAAGAAACUUUUUCUUGCAAUGGAUAUAUGGAAUAUCUUCCUAAAUUGGUCUCUAUAACCCUUGUGCGACCUUUUCCUAGUAUACCGUCGACAUGGAAUCUUCAAAGGCUUGUUCGCUGAGGGAGUCGGCGUCGUGAAGGGUCUGGAAUGGAUUAUUGCUUUGUGGCAAUCGGUGUCUUCUCCCACCAACACUUGCUUCGUCGGCGGAGGUUGUGUUCUAUGAUUCUUAGGGUUUUCAUAUGUUUGCUUUAAUUUUUCCGGUUGUCUCUUGGUGCAAGUUGGUUUUGGAUUUGUUGUGCUAUCAUGCCCGCUCUGGUCCGUUAUCACUGUCCUUUUGUCGGUCUCCAUGGGUGUCAGGAUGAUCGAGGUAAGGGUCUUACUAAAUCCUUCUUGCUCCAGCACUUUAAAGAUUGGCAUUGUCGCGGUGAAGCUAUUGCUCUUACACGUCAAACUCUUUCUGAUAGUUUGACGGUGUUUUCUAAUGCUGAAACUACUCUCAAGCGGAUGGGGGGUUUGGAUUUGUGUGGUAUGUCUUCGUACUCACGUCUUCCGUUCUGAAUGUCGGCAUGAUGAGAAUGUUUUUGUGGAGCCUCCAGAUUGUGGUGACGACCUUGUUCUUUUUAUUAUUUAUGAUAUUCCCAGACCUCCGGCUCCGUCUUCGUCGAUUCACUCAUAUGAUGCUAGGGUUGAGUCUGUGGGUUGGUCUAUCUCUUUGCUUGAUCGCUUGUUCUCUAUGGGUCUUCGCACUGUGAAAUCUAUCCCUCCUAAGUGUCGCCUUGGGUUUGCGAGCGUUAUGAAAGGGGCUUUGGAUGAUGUGGGUGUUUCUCCCGGCGACCUCUCCUGUUAGAAUCGCUUACUUGUGUUGCCUCUCUAUGUGCUUAAGACCUUUUCUCCGCGGAGUAAUCUUGAGUGUCGGUCCGCUGUUAGGCGCCUUCGUCAGGAGGAGAGUGUUAACAUUGCAAUUAUUGCUUGUGGGUCUGGUGGUAGUUUGCAGCUUUUGCGAGAGACUUUAGAUGAGGUUCCCCCUCCGUUUGCUGUAGAGGAGGAUCUUGUUUCGGGUGAGCUCAACCUUCGGCAAUAUCAGAGGAAGAUUUGUGAUGGGCAUUAUACUGUUGCUGUUCGGGUGCUUUCCUCAUCCUGUUGCCCCAUCUCCCUCAUUACCGACUUCGCCUGUGGAUCAUCAUCCUCUUGUUGCCUCUUCAGCCGUUGUUUUGGAUAUGAUUAGGAUCUUUCCUCGUGGUACAUCUUGCGGGAGAGAUGGUUUUGGAGCUCAACAUCUUAUGGAUUGUUUGGGUGGUGCUUUUGUGGCUAUCUCGGAUGAUUUGCUAGCCUCUAUUACUCGAGUGGUUAAUCUUUUCCUUGAGAGUCGAUGUCCGCAGCAUCUUGGUGAGUACAUUGCUAGCACUCCGCUCACGCCACUUGUUAAACUAGGGGGGGUGGUAUCCGUCCUAUAACUGUUGGCACUAUUUGUAGACGCCUUGUUUCUAAGGUUGGUGCUUGUCUUGUUGGCCCUACUUUAUCUUGUUAUUUUGCUGGUCUUUAGUUUGGGGUCGGGGUUUCUGGUGGAUGAGAGGCUAUUUUGCAUGCCUUGAACCGGUUCGUUGAGGCCGCGGUGGUGACGUAUGUCUUUCUAUGUUGUUGGUCGAUUUCCGGAAUGUUUCAAUUUAGUUGAUCGUGGGGCCAUGCUUCAGGAAGUUCGUCGUCAUUGCCCGGUCCUGUCCCGAUGGGUAGAGUUCUGUUACUCUAGCCCUGCCCGACUAUAUUAUGGGAUGCAUAGCUUAUGGUCUUUCCAGGGGGUUCAGCAGGGAGACCCUUUGGGCCCUUUGAUUUUUGCUUUGGUGUUGCAUCCUUUAGUGUGCAAGAUCAGAGACUCUUUUGAUUUGAGUGUGCAAGCUUGGUAUUUGGAUGAUGGCACAGUUGUGGGGGACACUUUGGUUGUUGGGAAGGUCUUGGACAUGAUUAUGGCUAAAGGCCCUCGAGCUGGCCUUCAUCUAAAUGUGGGUAAGACAGAGGUUUUUUGGCCUACUGAGGAUCCUAGGAGUCGGCUUCCAGGUGUUUCCCCUGCCUCUAUCGCUCGGCCUCCACACGGUGUCACCGUUCUGGGUGGUCCUGUCAGUUCUUGUCCUGAUUUUAGCAGUGAGCUUGUGGCGAAGAGAGUUACUAAGACCAUUGAGCUGAUGGACUUGGUUGCUAGGAUUGAUGACCCACGGCGUGAGUUACUUUUACUUCGGGCAUGUACUGCUAUUUCUAAACUCUACUUUGCUUUGCGUACUUGCUCCCCUCGUAUUUUUGGGCCGACCCAACUAUCUUUUAACACAACACUUCGAUCUAGUUUAGAGCGUAUUGUCACUGCUUCAGGACCCGGGUUUGGUGAUUGGCAGUGGCGGCUUGCCACCUUCUCUUUUCAUUUGGGCAGGCUUGGGGUGUAUGCUGUUGGAGAUGUCUUGCAUUAUGCUUUUUUGGCGUCUCGUUUGCAGUAUGCAGAGUGGCAAGCUAAACUCCUAAGUCCUUCUGGUAUUCUAUCUCCUGGCCCUACUUUUGAUGACGCCCUACGCACCUUUAACGACUUUACAGGUUCUGAUCUCUUACAUGACCCUAGUGGAGUUGAUGCCCCAAAACUUAUGAAGAAAUUGGCAGAUAUUUAUUUCGCGAAGGUUGUUACUACUUCAGAUUCUGUUUUCUCAUUGACUAAGCGUCAGGUGGCUUUGUGGAAGUCUCAGCAGAGUGCACACUCUUCUGACUGGUUGCGUGUUGUUCCUAUUGCUGGGUUGGGCCAGACUAUGAAUGGGAUGACAUAUCAUAAUGUGCUUAGCUAUCGACUGGGUAUCCCGUUGUUUUCGGUAUCCAAACCCUGUCCUGCUUGUUCUUGGGGUUUCCUGGUGAUGUCUUUGGGGAUCAUGUUGUGUCAUGUGCUGGUUUUGUGGGCAUUAAGCAUCGGCAAAACCUCGUUCGUGACACCUUAUUGGACAUCUGUUACAGGUCUGGGAUUUCUGCAGGUAGGGAGGUUGAUAUCGGUUUGGUUGAUGGACAUGGCAGACCCCUUCGUCCUGCGGAUUUGCUGUUUUAUUCCUGGGACAGGGGGCGAGAUGUGUGUGUAGAUUUGACUGGAUCUUCACCUCUGACUCAAACUGGGAUGACCGAUUUUGUGCCUGGCCGAGUUGUUGCUGAUGCUGCUCAACGAAAGUGUGCCAAGUACCGUUACGGUUUUGUACCCUUUUCUUUUUCUUCAUUGGGAGAGUUGGAUACAGACGUCGUGGCUUUGCUCAAGAGGAUCCAUAAAUUCUCCAUGUAUCAGGAUGUAGGGGCUCGGACGGCCGCAUACAUUUUUACUAGACUCAAUUUUUCUAUAGCUAAGAGAGUGGGGCCAGAUUGUAUCUCGACUACCUACUAUUUUUUUUGUAAACCUUUGUUUGUUCUGCUUAAAAUACUAAUUUUUUUGGAAUGAUAACAAAACCAAACUAAUAAUAAUAAUAAUAAUGCCAACGGCAU